Molecule: messenger RNA, 2481 nt
Organism: Ascoidea rubescens DSM 1968
Lineage: Eukaryota; Fungi; Ascomycota; Saccharomycetes; Ascoideales; Ascoideaceae
Gene: VPS33
Product: tethering complex ATP-binding subunit VPS33
Exons: 2
Coding region: 1-2481 (826 amino acids)
Biological process (GO): vesicle-mediated transport; intracellular protein transport
Cellular component (GO): CORVET complex; fungal-type vacuole
Source: RefSeq, a predicted model, not a curated record
AUGUGCAACACAUUCAAAGCCGACGCUAACACAAAGUUCGACCUCAGGAAGUUAAAGGCAGACAUCCUUGACAACUUACUUUGCUCCAUCAACUCACUCGGUGGCUCUAAACACGUCUUGGUGCUUCAGAACUCCUUUUCCAGCGUCAUCAAUCUCUUAACCCCCUUCAACGUCUUGAAGGAAAAGGCCGGCAUCGUCACUGUGCUCUGGUUAAACGACUCCAUCCAGAACUCCUUGUUUUUGAACGACCUCAACAGCUUCAUUUUUUUGUGCGACAACUCUUCUCACAAUGCCAACUUGAUCUCCCUCAGAAUCAAAGAGUUGAUCGCCAUCUCUUCCAACACCCAAACCAACUUUAAGUACUUUGGCAUUGUCUCUGAUAAAAUCUCCCAGAGUUUUGAGUACCAAUUGGAGCAGUCCGGCAUCAAAGGUGAAAUCCAAUUGUAUCCCCUUGAUUUAUCUCUUUCGAUUUUGAACAAUUCUGAUUUAUUGACUCUCAACUUGUCCACCACUGCAAAUAACAGUUUAGCCGAUAGCGCCAGCACAAAACUCAUAAACGACUUGUAUCUCAACAACAUCAACGACUCAAUUUUCAAACUUGCAAAGGCCUUACUCAAUCUCAUCGUAACGUACCCAGUGAUACUAAAUUUCAAUAAUGUACUAAUCAAGGGUUUCAAAUCGUUUUUCUUUUACAAGAUUUUCAAAAUUCUAAAAAUCAAUUAUCUAAGUAACCUAUCUCCAGCUGAUAGAAAAAACGAGGAAAUUUUCAACAACUCAAAAGUCUUCCUCAACAACAUUAAUAAUCAGUUGAACUUGAACUCAGUCAAUGAUUUAAACCAUUUUUACAACCUAUUCAACAACCAAUCUGAUUUGAUUAUUCUAGACAGAUCUAUUGACUUUGUCACCCCUUUGCUUUCUCAAUUGACUUACCAAGGCUUAUUGGAUGAAGUAUUCACCAUCAAUUCCAAUAUCAUUAACCUACCAUCAAACAUUUCCCUUGAUAUCAAUACUAAUAACGCCACUACUAGUAAUGAUAAUGGCAAUAAUAAUAAUGGUGAGAAUGAUAAUAUAAACAAUAAUCAAGGCUCAGGUAAUAACCCCAACAUAAAUGACAAACCAGAUAAAAAUAAAAUAUACUUGAACCUUGAUGAUGAUGUUAUUUUUAAAAAAAUUAAAGAUUUGAAUUUUGCUUCAGUUGGUCCAAUAUUAAAUAAAUUUGCUAAAAAUUUACAAGCAGAAUUUGAUUCAAGACACAGCGCUAAGAACGUCUCUGAAAUUCGAGAAUUUGUUGGAAAAUUAUCCUUCUUGCAAAAGAAACAAAAAUUUUUGAAAAAUCACACUUUAUUAGCUGAAAAUAUACUAUUAAAAGUCAAAAAUGACUCCAUCAACAAUAACAAUUAUAUUAAUAGUAAUCCUACUAUCGAUAAUAACGCCAAUACUGCCAAUAAUGAACCAGCCGACCAAGUCUCACUCCAGUUUGAAAAUAUGGAUGAUGAAGAAAAUGCAAUCUUUUCAAAAAUCCUAGAUCUACAAAAUUCGUUUCUAACCUCUUACUAUGAUAUCAAAAAAUCCUGCGAUUUAAUCAUUCAGUUGAUGUACCAAGGCUUGACUGUUUAUGAAACAUUAAGAUUAUGUUGUUUAUUAUCUUUAGUCAAAAAUGGUAUUAAUGAAAAAAAUUACUUGAAUUUGAAAAAGGAAAUUAUUCUAAAUUAUGGCUACAAACACAUAAUAACGUUACAAAAUUUGUCAAAAUUAAAAUUAUUCUAUAUACAAGAAUCCAUUUCCUUGCUACCAAACUUGCAAUUAUCUAUUAACAAUUCCCAAUUAUUAAAUAAUGAUUUAAUUGAUGAAUUAGACAUUAAUACAAAUGAUCAAACGUGUUUUAUUAAAGAUUUCAAUAAUUUAAGAAACUACCUUAAUUUGGUUCCAACCGCUAAUGAUAUUACGGAUAAUACUCAACCAUCUAAUGAUCCAAAUAGUAAAGAUAAUAAUAGCAACAAUGACUUGAUUGAAACACCUAACGAUGCUUCAUUUGCAUUUAUCAAUUACGUACCAAUUACAACAAGACUAAUUCAAUCAGCAUAUGAUAGAUCUUUUUUUGAUUCGUCGUUGUCAAGUUAUCUAACAACUUCUUCAUCAAGGUAUAUCUCUCAAAUAUCAUCAUGGAAGGGACUUGAGGAUAUUUCUAGAUUUUUGAUUGGUACAUCAAUUGAGGAGAAUGAGUUGAAAUACAAUAAUAACAAUACAUCAUUGGUGUUAAAGGAUUUAAAUAAUGUUAAAACCAAGAAAGUUUUGAAAAACUUUCAAAGUUUUAGUUUUAUUGUAAUGAUUGGUGGCAUCACAUAUGGCGAGUUGGCUACAUUGAGGUAUAUUGAAAAGAAAUUGAACGAUAAAGGAAUUUUGAAAAAAUUUAUUAUUUUGACGGAUACAAUGAUCAAUGGUAAUAGCUUGAUUGAAGCUUGCAUACCCAAAGAGAUAUGA